UUAUAAUAUGAGUGUAUAUAUAUACAUCUGCAGACACAAAUAUCUGGUUAUUAUUAUACACAGAAUCGGAUCAAAAUAUUUAGGAUGUGUGUCCAAAGCUGUUUCGUUGGAGCCUUGAAUCUGCUGGUGGUAAUAUCUAGAGGGCAAUUCUUGAACUGGAGGGAAAGAGAGAGAGGGAGGGAAUCAAUGGAGUUUUACACAUACCCAUCUCAUCCUCGGCCUUCAUCUUCAACUUUUUCUUCGUUUUCAUUUGAGAACCUGGUUGACAAGGCCAAAGAAUUCUUCACCUUUGCUAUCUCUUCUUUCAUUGGCAAUGUCUUUUCUGCCAUCUUUACCUUCUUCUUCGCCUUAGUGGGUACCUUAUUAGGAGCAAUGACUGGAGCUUUGAUUGGCCAAGAGACCGAGAGUGGGUUCAUAAGAGGGGCUGCAGUAGGUGCUAUCUCCGGGGCUGUUUUCUCUCUAGAGGUCUUUGAGUCAUCUCUGCUGUUGUGGCAGUCAGAUGAAUCUGGAAUUGGGUGUCUCCUUUACUUGAUUGAUGUGAUUGCAAGCCUUUUGAGUGGUAGACUUGUUCGUGAGCGUAUUGGUCCGGCAAUGCUAAGUGCGGUGCAAAGUCAGAUGGGAGCCAUUGAAACUGCAUAUGACGAGGCAUCUAACAUUUUUGACCUAGGCGGUUCGAAGGGUUUACCAGGAGAUUCGGUCGAAAGGAUUCCCAAAAUAGUAAUAACUAGUGAUAACAACAUUGAUGCUUCUGGGGAGAGAGUCUCGUGUUCAGUGUGCCUACAGGACUUUCAGCUCGGUGAGACGAUCAGAAGUUUGCCGCAGUGCCAUCACAUGUUUCACCUACCGUGCAUUGAUACAUGGCUGUUGAGGCAUGGCUCCUGUCCAUUAUGCAGAAGGGAUCUGUAGAAUAGUGCCCCAAGCCCUGUAAAUUAUAUAGUAAGGUUCUUAACUAUCGUCAUCUGCCAUGCUUUUAUUUGCAUACCAAUUUUCCAAGAAGCCUAUGUAAUUACUCCCCGGUUUGUGCUUGUUUUAGUUCUUUCGUUGUACUCGACUUAUCACCUUGUAAAGAAAACGUUUUGGCCUCAGGAUAGUCUUCAAUUCUUUACCAUUAUGUUUUGUUGCAUUCAAGCUUGUUUCUAAUGUGAAAGUAAGUGCUGGACGCUUUAUAGGGAAAAAUACUUGAGCUUCAG
This is a messenger RNA of Cuscuta europaea, 1190 nucleotides long. Lineage: Eukaryota; Viridiplantae; Streptophyta; Magnoliopsida; Solanales; Convolvulaceae. The record is from the annotation of a GenBank genome assembly.